Molecule: messenger RNA, 1428 nt
Organism: Strongylocentrotus purpuratus (purple sea urchin)
Lineage: Eukaryota; Metazoa; Echinodermata; Echinoidea; Camarodonta; Strongylocentrotidae
Gene: actr10
Product: actin-related protein 10-like
Exons: 10
Coding region: 79-1350 (423 amino acids)
Biological process (GO): retrograde axonal transport of mitochondrion
Source: RefSeq, a predicted model, not a curated record
GAAACGGUGUGUAAUAAUUAAUCCCUUACAGCACACAUCACUUUUCUUCUACUUGUUGUGACACAACUCUUGUUUAAAAUGCCGCUUUUUGAGGGUCUCAGCGUUGGAGUAGAGAAAACAGCCGCCGUCUUUGACAUAGGUGCUGCAUAUACAAAAGUGGGGUUUGCUGGUGAAACGAGUCCAAGAGCAACAAUACCAAGUAAAAUCAAACUCUCCAAGACAGAUAAGGUUGUCCAUAUCUGGGACUACUCCAGUACAGAAGAGCUGUAUGAUGCACUGGUGGAAUUUCUACACCAUGUAUACUUCAGGCACUUGUUGGUGAAUCCAAGAGACCGUCGUGUUGUGGUUUGUGAAUCUAUCUUGUGCCCCACACAGUUCAGACAAACCCUUGCCAAAGUCUUCUUCAAAAGAUAUGAGGUCCCAUCAAUAUUGUUUGCUCCAUCGCAUCUCACCACACUCUUCACACUGGGGAUCAACACAGCACUGGUCCUGGAUGCUGGCUACAAUGAGACAGUGGUUCUUCCAGUCUAUGAAGGCUACCCAAUCAUUAAAGCUGUAGAAUCAUUGCCUCUUGGUGGGAGAGCAAUUCAUGAGAACCUUGAGCGCCAGCUGAAGGAGACAGGGACAAUCAAAGAGAAUGGAGAAGAACAGAAACCUUUGUUAUCUGUUAUGGACAAGAUACCUCCGGAUGUCUUGGAAGAUAUUACCGUGAGGAGCUGCUUUAUGACCAAUAUGGAGAGAGCAACAGCCAUUCAGCAGAGCAUUCUUCAGGCUGAUGAUAGCAAGUGGCCAAGUCCUGCAGCAUCUGUUGACUACCCGCUGAAUGGUGGUAGAACCUUGACCAUGGAUGGCAAAUCAAGAGAGGUAGCUUGCGAGGUCCUCUUUGAAAUGGACAAUGAAGAGCAGUCCAUCGCGACACUUGUCCUUGACUCCAUACUCAAGUGUCCGAUCGACAUGCGGAAACCCCUUGCUGACAACCUGGUCUUCAUCGGAGGCACAUCCCUCUUGCCUGGUUUCUCUCAUCGGCUUCUGGCCGAGCUGAAGCUGCUCCUCACUAAGCCAAAGUACAAGCAAUGUUUUGCCAUCACGACCUUCAAAGUGCAUUCACCUCCAGCUCAGGCCAACUUUACAGCAUGGCUAGGAGGAGCCAUAUUUGGGGCUUUGGAGGUCCUGAGCUACCGGUCCUUGUCCCGGGAUGCCUUCCUGCAGACGGAGGUGGUCCCUGACUGGUGCUCUCUAUCUCCAGCGAUCACAGAGGUGGAGCAGUCUGCUGCCAAGGACAAGACACCACUCAAAUCACUAGGAUUACGCAAGGCAGCUGGUGAUGCUAAAGGCACACCAGAAAAAUGAAAUAAUUAUAGAUUAUUCAUGAGACUGCAUAUGGUUUGACUAAUAAAAGCAGGCUGACAACAUCAUAUCGAAAGAACA